Molecule: messenger RNA, 2523 nt
Organism: Nannizzia gypsea CBS 118893
Lineage: Eukaryota; Fungi; Ascomycota; Eurotiomycetes; Onygenales; Arthrodermataceae
Product: HET domain-containing protein
Exons: 1
Coding region: 1-2523 (840 amino acids)
Source: RefSeq, a predicted model, not a curated record
AUGACCGAAAAACCCCUUCAAUCUAGGUGGAGUCUGACAAAGAGUGAUGUCCGCGCCAUUCUGGAUGAUAAUACCCACCGCUCAACAGACUUGAAACUCCUCCCUAUCGAAUGGAAAGCCUUAGACUUUGGUGAGACAGGCUCAGCAGGAAGCUCUGUAAAGCUCAGUGCCUCCAACACAAAGGCGCGGAUGAUCCAGUGGUGUCAGGAUGCUUUUGCCUUGGUCCGCGGGGAGCACGCGACAGCGUCUGGUCCUAAUUAUAUCAGCCACUCUGAUGAUACGGAGUCGUAUUUUGGCCGGCUAGAUUCUUUUUUUUCAACACUGAUGACAUGCAAUUUUCUGAUGAACCAGAAGAAGUUGAGCUACGAGGAGGUUCUCGAUAGGGCUUGUGCUUUACUUUCGAGGCUUCCGGCUUACCCUCCAGAAUUGAAUCUUAAGUGUGACAGUGCAUUGAUAGCGGAAGAGCGGUGGCCGGCAAAACACUUGACUGAGAGCAAUGAUAAUCAAUAUAAAUGGUCAAACCUUUCUGUUUUUGUUAAACCAAGCACUAAUACGAUCCGUGUUGCUCUGUAUCUGACUAUGAAGCCUGUGUUGAGAAUUACCAACGACUAUUCAGACACUAUCGCUCAACUUCUCGACAUACUGGCGGACUUAUACAAAAGUGCAAUCACUAUUGGCGAUUCCCAGGCGUGGUUCGUUGUACAGGCAUAUUUAUGGGCAGCUUGGCAGCACACAGUGAUGCUACAGCUUUGGUGCGACGCCUCAACAGUUCUGCAGCUGGGAUAUAUGUUCGAGCGACAUAAUAGUAUAAUCUGGCGAGAGAUCCCGUCGGUUAUGCCGUCGCGAGAGAUAAUUGAACGAUCUAGACCGGAAUACAUGUGCAAAUGGGCGUUUGAGCUGCUUCGUUCUGAUCUUAGCGCUGUGACGCAGGAUUUCCGGGCCCUUUUCGAGGCAUUCGAGCGACAGUUUGGUGGGCGACCGUCUCGCUGUAAUAUUUCUACCACUUCUUCUAGUGGGCGUGCUGGAAAUAGAAAGAGAGUUUGUGACGGAAAAGCGCCCGGAAAUUGUCAGAGAUUCGAGUCAGACGAUGUGCAAAUCCAAUCGGCGCAUGACUUUGCGUGUCCCAACUCGACAGGAGAAACAUGUACCUUCCUGACCUGGGACGAGCAGUCAUAUCGAAGCAUCAAAGGCGUAGCGAGAGCUGUUGACCUCGACCAGACAGACGACAAGUACCUCCGAUACCGCCCGCUCUCCUUCGAGAACAUGGCUAUCUCCCACGUCUGGAGCCACGGGCAGGGCGGUCGUCCAGAGACGGGGUUCAAUAUCUGCCUUCACAGAAGGUACAGCGGGCUUGCUCGAUCCCUUGGCUGUAGCUCUUACUGGAUGGACACGCCCUGCAUUCCGACCCCCGAUGACCUCCGCGAUGAAGCAAUCGGUCAGAUAAACGAUAACUUCAUGAAUAGCAAGGUUACCCUCCUCGUUGAUCGUGACCUUAUGCAAAUUGAUAUCCACCCGUUAACACUAGAAGCAGAAGAGGCUAUUCUAGCCACACUCGUCGUUUGCGAUUGGAAUGUGCGUGGCUGGACGCUUCUAGAGGGCAUGCGCGGACGCAUGAAACUGCACAUCCUCUGCAAGAAUAACCAUGUCAUUUCCCUGAUGGAUGUACUCCGUGACGUGACAGCAAAGAGCACUCUCUCGCUUAUCUCCCCCGCUCUAGCGAUAUACCAUUACACGCCAACUCAAUACGAAGUCAGCGGCCUGGAUAUGAUCGAGCCCGUGACGACCGAGCAAGCGACUUGUCUCUUGAAUCACCGGCACGUAACCAAGGAACGCGACCUAAUUAUAAUCUGGAGUCUCGUCUGCGCGUCGAAAAAGAUUGCUAAGAAGGCUGAGGAUUUCUGGGCUUCGACGGUUGGCCAGUCGCUUGCUACAGGGUUCCUCGUAUCAGGGACACCGAGACUUACGGCGCGCGGGUUCAGCUGGGCACCUGAACGACCGAAUGUGCUUCCUUCCGCGGCGACGACAUCCGAUCAAACCAAGAACGAGAAACAGUACCCUGCAUUUGACGGCCAGAGUAGUCUACAUGGUACCAUAACUCCGCAAGGGUUCAAGGCCGAAUGGCUUACCUGUCGGAUUCGAAGAUCGAAACUAUACCAACUGACCUCGGAGUUCACACUGCAGAGUUAUACUGGUCCUGAAGACCUGGUUUACUGGCGUGUCUAUAAUGUAGGGGCCAACCAGCGAAUGAACCCGGAAAGCAUGCACCAUCUCCGGUCUGUUAUUGGGGUGGUGCUUAAGAAGUUUCGCUGGGUUGCACUUUUGAUGCCUGCCCUUCGAGGCCGGACUAGUAAUGAUGCUGUAUAUCCGCCGCGUCCGUUUGAAUAUCAGGGGGAAGCUGAGGGUUCGAUGAUGGUUGUCGUGGCAUCGAACAACGGUGAUAAGUGGGAGUGGCAGUUCGUGCAUGAGUGGGAUAGAAAGUUUCUGUUGCCAGAGUUCACUUGCGAGGAGCUUUUGAUUGCUUAG